CGGUACUACUACUUUCAUUGCCGAGAACAGUUAAUUUCUUACAAAGCAGCACGGCUUGAUCAAAAGCUAUCAAGAUUAAGGAAACAUGCCAUUAGACGUGCGCAAAGACGCGGAGCAAUGAUGGAGAAAGAAAAUUAAUGUUGCAGAAAUUCAGGAGAAUCAUUCAAAUAUGAACCGCUUAUCCAUCUUCUCGUCGUUGAUGRCCAUUGUCUUUAUUAAUAGUUCCUCGUUUAGAGGGAUUACAGAGGCUACGACAACGGUCGGUGCUACCACUCCAACACCUGGAUAUACUACAGUUGCAUCAACUACCACUACGCCAUCUGUACCAGAUGGAAGUAGGAACAACACCAUAAGAUUCACCAAGAAACCACCAAACCCACUGGUCGUUGUUAUCGGACAAAACAGCACAAACGUCACCCUGACAUGGGAGUUUGACUUCACUGACUGUAAUUGUGUUGUUAUAGACUCGGUCAGAAUCAUAAGGUAUCGAAAAAAUGAUGAAACACUUACGAAGAAAGAGAUUGGAUUCUUUAAUUCUAGCAAUGGCAAGAUAAAAACGGAAGUGUCCAAAUUUCAGCUUCACGUCGGUUUAAACGAAUCAUCUCGUCAGGGAUAUGUAUAUUUCAUCUUGAAUGACAUCACGAAGCAAGGGUACAAUUUGGAUAACAGCACAGUUGAUGUUCUCUUGAAUAACUCGGUGUAUGUCUUUAGAAUUGAAAUUGCUUUUUCGCAAGCGAACGGGAUAACAAAGACAGUGAACGACUCUGUCGACCUUCGAGUUCUUGAUGAGAUACGACCUACUGUGAAUGCAACAGUACCAACCACAUCUCCAAAAACUACCGCAAUACCAACAGCGACAGUAUCAGCUGCACCUCUCACUAGUACAACUGUAUCAGCCGAACCUCUCAGUAGUAUAUUUGUAUCAGCUGCAACAUUCAUUAGUGAAACUGUAUCAGCCGAACUACUCAUUAGUACAACUGUAUCCGAUGCACCACUCAGUAGUACAUUUGUAUCAGCCGAACCUCUCAGUAGUAGAUUUGUGUCAGCUGGACCACUCAGUAGUACAACUGUAUCAGCCAAACCUCUCAGUAGUACAUUUGUAUCAGCCGCGCCUCUCAGUAGUACAACUGUAUCAGCGGAACCAAUCAGUAAUACAAUUGUAAUGGACUCACAACUCAGUAGUACAGGUGUAUCAGCCGCACUUCUCAGUAAUACAACUGUAUCAGCCUCACCUCUCAGUAGUACAUGUGUAUCGGCCGAACGACUCAGUAGUACAACU
This is a messenger RNA of Actinia tenebrosa (Australian red waratah sea anemone), 1279 nucleotides long. RefSeq lists its product as uncharacterized. NCBI's taxonomy places the organism in Eukaryota, Metazoa, Cnidaria, Anthozoa, Actiniaria, Actiniidae. The record is from RefSeq and is a predicted model, not a curated record. Gene Ontology annotation, molecular function: calcium ion binding. Gene Ontology annotation, biological process: cell-matrix adhesion.